UAACUACUUUUGAUUGCAAUUAUUACCAUCCAUUCAUCUUCCUCCAAUCGUUUAUCCAAAUCUUUUUCAGACAUAAUAUAUUUUACGGAAUAACUUAAUAGAAAAUUUAAAAAUAUGGCGGGCGCUGGCGAUAGAGAAACACCAAAAAUUGUAGGAAUUUACAAACAUUCAAGAAAUGAGAAUUUGGAUGAAUAUUUUAAAGCGGUUGGAGUUCCAUAUCUUCCACGAAAGAUGAUGUUAAUGUCAAGUCCAACAUUAGAAAUUUCGUAUUCAAGCAAUGAUAAAAAAUGGACCAUUAAAACUUGUACUUUGAUUCGUACCGUUGAGUUGAACUUUACCGAAGGUGAAGAAUAUGAGGAACAUAUGCCAAGUGGUGUUACUUUGAAGAAUGUAACCACUUUGGAAGAUGGAAAAUUAGUAACAAAAUCGGUUGGACCGAAUGAUACAAAUGUUACACGAACUUAUGAAUGCACUGAAAAUGAAUGUAUUCUCACUAUGGAACAUGAAAAAUCGGCAGUUGUUGGUAAACGAUUCUUCACUAGAACCAUUAACAAUUAAUGUGUUCCUGAAAUAAUUGAAAUAAUACCAUUUAAAAAAAAAAUGCUAAUUCCAUAAGUAUGUUAAUAAAAAAAAAAACUGGUGUAUUGGUAAAUUUUUAGUAGGGUAACUAUAAAUGUCGUUACGUUACACUUCUAUCUCCAUGGAUGGAUACACAUUUAUUGCAUGUCCUCGUGAUUGUUGUACAAAACGUAAUAUUAUAUAAACGACACCAAAAUUUUAUGGUGGAUCUUCUAUUUUUUCAAAUCAUUCUAGCUGAAUUAUUUCUGUAUCCUCAAAUAUCCCGCAUAAUUUGGUGUUUUUUUAAUGUCUUUCAUUUGUUGUUUAAAAAUCAAAAUGGAGCUGUGAUAGCAAUUCAUACACAUCAGAAUUUUAUACUCUUUGAACGUAUUCCAAAAUUUUGUAAAUAAAGCGCACUUUUAUGUGUAUGAUGAGUGUAUUGUUGAUGUCAGCACAACAGCGCUAUCUAUAAAUUGUAAUUCAUAAUGUAGGAUCACGACUAUGUAAAUACUAGACAGGAAUUUUCCUGAAAAUUCUAUUUGGUACGCUAUUUUCGUUAUUUCAAUUAAACUUUUACCACUUAAAACAGAAACCAUGAAUCGCUUAAGCUAAUUGUCUGUAACAUUUGAUCUCUUCAAUGCUAAGAAAUCGGUAAAAUGCUUUUUGUGAAAUUUUCAAGUAAUCGGACCGAGUUCUUUUUGAAAUUGAGAUUCAAAUAAUACUAAAGGUAUAUUUUCAUGCUGACGCUAAGUUUGAGUGUCAAAUCAGUCAACGUGGUCAGACGUGAUGCUAUCGACAAAAAAACUUAGCAGCAUCACAUCUUUGGUUUAUAUUUUCUUAUACACCUCUGUAUAUAAGUAUUUCAUUGCAUAACAGAGUGUUUUAGUAGGUAUAUUUCGAGAUAUCGACUUUCAAUAUUGUCGCGAUUGCUUGACGCUGGAUAUAAUAACUCUAUAUUUUUUAGCUAAGUGAAAUUCUAAUUUGACGCUCAAAUCCAGCGUCAAGCGUCAUGAUGAAGUUACAUCUUUAGUCAAAGCUGUCACCAAUUAAUUGUAAAUAGAUGAAAUUUUUCUGAAUAAAUUGUUACAGAGCAUUUUAUUUCAAUAUUUUAGGAAUUUAGAAAUUUUUUAAUGCAAUAAGAGAUAAGUUUGAUUUGAACCUAAUUUUUAUCCAGCGAUGUCUGUCAUUAAAGCACCUUUUAAGGGAUAAAACUGUAAAGAACAUUGUCACAUAUUUUCCUUUCGUGAAUUUCUUAAAAAAUUAAUUAAUUUAAGGGUGGGUAGGUCAAUUACUCCAUCGAGGUUUCUAGAAAUAAUAUAAUUAAAUAUUGUAAUGAUUUUCCACAGUUUGGAAGUCAAUUAUUCAAAAAAGGGAUCAAAACACGACAAUAACUUAGCGAUUUAAAUGGUGAAAACACGAUACAAGGAUAUGUAAAAAAUUUGUAACUACUUU
Messenger RNA from Chrysoperla carnea, 2010 nucleotides. Its product is annotated as sodium/calcium exchanger regulatory protein 1-like. Lineage: Eukaryota; Metazoa; Arthropoda; Insecta; Neuroptera; Chrysopidae. Bases 115 to 558 code for a protein of 147 amino acids. The transcript has 4 exons. Gene Ontology annotation, biological process: fatty acid transport. Gene Ontology annotation, cellular component: nucleus; cytosol. The record is from RefSeq and is a predicted model, not a curated record. Gene Ontology annotation, molecular function: fatty acid binding.